This is a messenger RNA of Racocetra persica, 813 nucleotides long. Lineage: Eukaryota; Fungi; Glomeromycota; Glomeromycetes; Diversisporales; Gigasporaceae. The record is from the annotation of a GenBank genome assembly.
AUGGCACUGUUUCUCAUGUCUUCACAAGCAAAGAAGGCAGAUACCUGGAUUGAAAUGAUGAUUGCAAAAAAUAUCCAUGAGAUUGUAUUUGCUGAAAUAUCAGAGUCACCAUUUCAAGCUACAUGUACAACCAAAAAGGUGUAUAAUGAUAAAUGUAAAUUAAUACGCUUUGGACAUGAUUCAAAAAAUAAGAUGCUCGAUGAACUUAUUGAGAAGAAAUGCACAUAUUUAUCUGAUUGGAAGAAUCUUUGUAAUGAUAUUUGUAAGACUGAAUUGUUAUUAUUCCAAGCUUAUAAAACUUCUGAAAUGUUACUUAGUAAGAUAUUUGGGUUUUCCAUUUGCGGUACUCAUAUCAAGCCUUAUUAUUUGAAAAUGUCUAAUUUACUAAGCUUUAAUAAUGAUACUAUUAGUUUGAUUGAAAAAACAAUAAAAGACUUAAACGUAACAUUUUAUGAUAUCAAACAAUUUAAAAAUUCUGAAUUAAUCGGUAGAGGAGCGUUUGCAAAUGUAUACCGUGCUAAAUUAGAAGAUCCCAAUUCAAAUAUAAAUGAUGUUGCGUUAAAAGUUUUUACAAAAGGUGAUAAUGACAAUGAAUCUAUAAAUGCAUUAGCGAGAGAGAUUGAAUUACAUAUGAGGGUAGAUAUGAACAAUAGAAUUAUAAAAUUUUAUGGAAUUACUAAAAGAGAAGUUACUUUGUUUGAACCUGGUCACAACUACGUUCUAGUAUUAGAACUGGCUAAUAGUAGAACAUUGAGAAAUUAUUUGCAAAAUAAUGUAAAUCUUAAUUGGUACAACAGACUCCGUUUAGCAUGA